AUGGAGGUGGCUUCGACAGCAACCGCUUCUGUCUCUCCGGCGGGAGCGACCUUCUCAGCCUCGGUCUACGAUAAGAGUGCCAGCCUCCUGAAUACUACGUCCUCUCGAUUAACGCCCCUUCCUUCGAUCCCGAAACAAAUCCUGCUUCUUCCAUUUCGCUUCAUAUAUCGUGCCGAGGUCUUCAUAUUCGUGACGUUGCCCGGGUCUGUGGCUCGAAUGAUAGGCUGGGACAGAUUUUUUGAAUCUUUGAUUGAGAAAGGAGCCGAUUUAAUAGAAAGAAUCAGUGGCUGGAUAGAAGGUGGCGCUACAGAUGCUGCUGCAGCUGGGUUGGGAGCUAUCGAAGCAGACGGGGUAACCGGAGCUGCGGGGGCCGCGGAGGCCGCCAAUGGCUCAGGCUUCUCCUUUGGAGAGAUUACCCAUGGCUUGAGCAAGUUUGGUGGCUUUUUUAGCUAUGUGAUGAGUAAAUGGUCCAUCGGAUGCUUUGCUGUGGCCCUUAUUCUGAACCGUGUGAGCAUCUAUGCUUCUACUCGCCGACAUCUCUCCCUAAAAUGGAAUCGAAGGCUCCUCUUACGGAUAAUCCCAAUUGUUUUGUUUUCCACUCAGAUCGUUUCUUUACUGAGAGCCUGUCGCUGCCAAACCUCUCCCGACUAUGCAGCUCUUCGCUACGGUAAACCCAAGCAAUUGUCAAGUUUUGAUUAUGCUGGCGAAGGAGGGUUUCUUUACAGAUUGAGCUCGUUUCUACUGCAAUGGGAAGAUGAUCAGGCGUCAUGCAGCGCGGUGUCUAUGGAUCAACCAAUGAAAGCUGGAGACAUUCCAUAUGGAUCAUUUUCUCUUCUUUGGCCAGCUUUCUUACGCUUUUGCCUGGGACAUUUUGUGGAAACGCUUUCAUGUGCGCUUCAAGGAAAGCCUGUGGGCAGCGAGGUGGGAAUGUCCAUAUUUGAGCAUUCACUUGCUUUUGCGGAGGCCGAAACCAUGCUCACCCAGUCCAUUGGGCUCGGAGUGUUUGGUAAUAUUAAGCCUGCGAAUUCUGCGGAAGCUGCCAGCGCCAUGUCUUCCGGUACAGCUAAGCUCCUUACCCGGAAUCAAGUUUUAGAGAGACUGAACGUCACGCCUGAGCUAUUACUUAUCACGCUUAUUUCGAGUUGCAAUAGCUUGACGUCGAAUAUCCUUGACGUUUUUGGAAAACAGAGCAAGUAUCGAUUCAUCAACACAACAGUGUGGGGUCUCUGCUUUAUGGCCUCUAUCGUAUGGGGAAUUGUCAAUUUAACCAUUUUCGGUCGUGACGCUACAGUUUUGAGGUUUCCUACAGUCUGUAUAGUAGGUUUUGUGCCGCAUUUACUGAUUCUCAUCGGCAUUCUAGCAUGCGGUAGUAUAUACCUUCUUGCGCUCUUCUUAACCGCCUUCUCCCUUCCUUCAGAUCUCCCUCGUCCGACCUCUUUCAAAGAAAGGCUUACUUUAGCUCAUGGAAAUAUGCAGGGCUCUUCGCAAGUCCAAAGCAUAAGGUUCAAUUCCCAUGAUGAUUUUUACACUACGUUGGUGAGGAUCGGCUACUCUUCACUGACCGCGGCAAGUGAAGCUGUUUUCUUGAACGAAGGCAAGGGGGUCAUCGCAAAACGAAUGACUUGGCUGGAAGAAGACAGACUUGCAGAGCUCUUGACAUCUCGCUCUGAGCAUAGUCAACAAGUGCAACCAACCUGGGACAGUCCAACUCUCGGCGUUGAUGAUGGGUUUGAUUUCAAAAUCCCAGACAGGACUUUUGAGUGGCAAACAGGGUACGCCCAGGAAAAGAAGUUCGAGAAAAGACGGCGGGGUACGAGGCCUGUUAGGGGCGACUCCGGCCUUGGAAGCGUUGGUGCUUUCCAAGGGCCUGCUAGAUUUCACCAUGGCUUCGCUUUCUUCAAAGGUAUCUUUAUCCUCUUAACCGGAUGGGCUGCAUUUGGGAUGGUCCAGUUAUUGAAGUGCGCGGGAAUUGUAAACCGUCCACAGUGGCUAGUUAAACUAGCCGGCUCAACGCAGACAACCAGUGGGGUGAAACAAACAAUGCCGCAAAAGUCGCUAGAUUUCUGGAUUCUCACGGAUGACGGUGUAUUACAGUUACCCGAAAAUGAUAAUUUUGACGUGGAGGAAGAAAUGCGGAAGAGAGAAAUGAUGCAUCAUGCCUCAUGGGGAGAGCCACAGGAGACACUGUUUGAAAGAAAACUUUACAACUGGUGGAAACUGGGCGGAGCUUGGGGCGAAAAGGACGAAAGUGGUGAUUAUACUCCACCGUCAGACGAUUGGGACGAUACUACGAGUGUUGUAUCCAUGAAUUCAAAUGAGGAACUCCAACACAAGAAGAUCCCCUAUCCGGAUAAAUCUAAACCUACAGCGACUGAUGCUCUGAUCGAUACAGCCUCUUUAGCCCGGUUGCUAGACCCAAAAGACCGAGAAAGUAGGUCAGAGGCUCGCAUACUUUCGUCACACUUGCUUGCCGGCCAGGAGGGAAGGAUCAUGACACGAAGCAAAUUCAAAAGGAAAGUGGAAAUGGAAAGAGCUCAAGUUCUGACUUUAAACCGAUCUUCUCAUCCCUAUUUCCGCAGUGUGUCUGGAGACUCUAUCGAAAAGAGACGGCCUUCGCCUGAUGAAGAAGCCGAGAUAUUGGAGAGGUUGAUCUUGUCACGACGUCUUGGUGGCCAUGACCCGUCACCCAGUGCGCGUGGAUCUUCUCCAUCUUGGGAGUCCGGUGCAUCGGGCCUGGGACCUUCAGGCCCGCAGUGUGUCGUUUGCCAGGCCGCUCCAAGGUCGAUCAUCACUUGGCCUUGCCGGUGUCUUUGCAUUUGUGAGGAAUGCAGAGUGAGCCUUGCGAUGAAUAAUUUUGGAAGCUGUGUCACUUGCCGCCGAGAGGUAGCAGGGUUUGUGAGAUUAUGGGUUCCAUAA
Uncinocarpus reesii 1704 is the source of this 2916-nucleotide messenger RNA. RefSeq lists its product as uncharacterized. Gene Ontology annotation, molecular function: ubiquitin protein ligase activity. Gene Ontology annotation, biological process: ubiquitin-dependent protein catabolic process; protein ubiquitination. The record is from RefSeq and is a predicted model, not a curated record. Bases 1 to 2916 code for a protein of 971 amino acids. The transcript is spliced from 3 exons. NCBI's taxonomy places the organism in Eukaryota, Fungi, Ascomycota, Eurotiomycetes, Onygenales, Onygenaceae.